AUGUCUUCUGGUCAAAAUACAGAUGAUGAAUUCUUCACAAAACUGGAGAUAUAUGAUAAAUUACGUAAAUGUUGGAAUGUAAUUGAUAGUCAAUGUUACAAUGAUACCAAAAAUGAGAAGAAAGAAAAAAAGAAAUUAAAACCUGUUAAAGCAGGAGGAUGGAGAACUGUUCGAAUAUUUGUAUCUUCAACAUUUACUGAUUUUUACAAUGAAAGAGAAAUAUUGGUGAAACAGGUGUUUCCAGAGUUACGGGAAUGGUGUGAAAGCAGAAGAAUUCAGUUAAUAGAUUGUGAUUUAAGAUGGGGUGUACCUAAAGAUACCACUACUGGUGAAACCAUAGCUAUAUGUUUAGAAGAACUAGAUCUUUGUCAUGAAACAAAUGAAGGGGAACCUUUCUUUUUGAAUAUGACUUGUGACAGAUAUGGCUGGAUACCAAGUGACACAGAUAUACCAGAUGAUGUUAAAGAGAAGUAUAAUUGGAUACAUAAUACAUCUAUAACAUUCAUGGAAAUAAUGCAUGGUGCUUUACGAAUAUUAGGAGCUUAUAAAAAUGAUAUAUCAGCUCUCAGAAUAUCAGAAGCUUAUAAAAAUGAUAUAUUAGCUCUCAGAAUAUCAGAAGCUUAUAAAAAUGAAAUAUCAGCUCUCAGAAUAUCAGAAGCUUAUAAAAAUGAAAUAUCAGCUCUCAGAAUAUCAGGAGAUUACAAUAUUGAUAAAUUUAUAAAAUUCCUAAUAGCUGCAUUUGUUAAUUACAGUAAUAAAGGUAAUGAUAAUGCAGUAUUUUUUGUAAGAAAUAAAGACUUUAUUAAAGACAUACCAACAGAUCAACAAGUCAAAUUUAAAGAUACAGACACUUAUAGUCAAGAACAAUUAAGGCUUCAAAAAUCUAAAAUUAGGGAAUGUUUUCCUCAUCAAGUAUUUGACUAUAGUGUGAAGUAUAAUGGUUUAAUGGAUGUCAUGGGGAAACAAAUGGUUUCAGUAACUAGUUUACAAACAUUUGCAAGUGAAGUUCUAGAUUUCUUCAAAACAGCAAUCAGCAAGAAAUAUCCUUCACCAAAACAAGAAAACAUCUCUAUGGAAGACAUAGAGAAAGAUCUACAAUGGAGUUUUAUAUCAGAGAAAGCUGAAUCUAUGAUAGGUAGAGAAUGUGAUAUACAAACUUUGAUUGAUGUUACUAAAGAUAAAAACAAUGAUGUUGAAUUAAGAGAUAAAACAGACCCCAAUGCAAGAAAUAUAGAAGGAUGGAAUAUACAAGAAGAUGAUAACAAACUAUUUAUAGUAGAAGGUAAAAGUGGUUGGGGUAAAACAUCACUAUUAGCUAAAGUAACUUCUAUACUUGUGAAUGAAGAUGCAGAUAUAUUUUAUCAUUUUUGUGGUAGUACUAAUUUAAGUAGACAAGAAGAUAAUUUGAUGCAGAGAUUGAUAGACUUUUUACAGCCAUCUCAAUCAGAAACACCACAAGAAAGUGAAAAGGAUAGGAAUGAUGCUGGAGCUAACAGUCAAGACAAAACUACUGAUUGCCACGAAAAUGGUGAAAAUAAUUCUAAAGCAGAGAGCGCUGAAGAAACAAAUAAGAAAAAACCAAAGGAACUUUUACAAGAAGCCUUUAGAAAUGUCAGGAAUUCUAAAAGAAAAAUGAUUCUGAUAUUGGAUGCAGUGAAUGAGCUAACUAGCAUGGAUCUCAGAGAACAUUUAUUCUGGUUAUUUCCUAGUACACCAAAUAAUAUUAGAUGUAUAGUGAGUUCUAACCAACAUAAACCAACUCUGUCACGUCUAGCCGAAUACCCUACAUAUUGGUAUACAUUACAACCAAUGAAUGAAUCAAAUCUUAAAGAAUUAGCUAUCAAUUACCUUGGCAACUAUAAAAAGAAACUAGAUGAUGAACAGUUAAACCUGUUGAUACACAACACAGGGGCAGAUAAUCCACAAUGGGUCAGAUUAAUGUGUGAAGAGCUACGUGUUUAUGGUGAUUUUGGUAGUCUAACAAAGAAAAUAGAAGAAUUACCUAAAACAUUAGAUGGUUUAUUUAGUGUGAUCUUCUCAAGGCUAUUAACAGAAGAUGUUACUGGCUGUAUUAAAAAGACAUUGUGCCUGAUAGGUGUUUCAUAUAAUGGACUACCAUUGGUUGAUAUAUUAAAAAUAUUGGGCGAUAUUGUUAAAAAUGAAACUAUACAAGCACCACCAUUACAUUGGGCACAAGCCAGACGUCAUUUAAAGCCUUACAUCAGAACUGUAGGAUAUCCUCAUGAACUACUAACAUUUUCCCACGAGUCAAUAUGGAAGGCCGUAGAGAAGAUUUUAUUAAGUAAUGCUAGUGAAAAAGCUAAAUGGCAUGUUAGUUUAGCAGACUAUUUUCAAAAUACAUGUGAGAAUUCUACAUUACGUACUCAAUGUAUUCCAUUCCAUUUAAAUAGAGCUAACUUAGGAAAAAGAUUAGUGAAAUUUUUACAAAGUGAUGUUGAUGCUACCAGAAUUCCUGAUUUUACCAGAAGUAGUUAUUUACAGGAUUUUCGUUGUGAAAGCAUGCCAAGUAAAACAGUUAAAAUAUGUACAUUUUGUUCAUACAGUUACGUUGAUACUAAAGAGGAUUGUUUAUGGAAUGGAGUAAAUAGUUGUAUUGUUUGUGGUAUUGAACGAUUGAGAUGCAACAGUUCAGCAAGUCCCCAAGUACCUGGUACUAAAGAAGCCAAAUUUUGUGCCUUUUGUUCUUGUAAAAGAGGGUUGUUUAAAGCCACUAAAUUUUGGCAAUCUAAAGACUGUUGUAUAGUAUGUGGAGCUCAUGCUUUUGGUCAUCAAGUGUAUUAUGGAAGAAUGUGUUCUUUUCACUCUACUGGGGCACCAAAUACAUCUAAAUGUAUUGUGUGUAAUAAUAUUAUAUUUGAUAAACAAUCUAUGAAUGUCAGUAAAGGUAAAUUAUGUAAUCAAUGUGGUUUUGGUAAUUAUUCUAAAACUUGUUGUAUUUUAAACCCCAGAACCUAG
This is a messenger RNA of Lottia gigantea (owl limpet), 2976 nucleotides long. RefSeq lists its product as hypothetical. The record is from RefSeq and is a predicted model, not a curated record. Bases 1 to 2976 code for a protein of 991 amino acids. Gene Ontology annotation, cellular component: Cul4-RING E3 ubiquitin ligase complex. Lineage: Eukaryota; Metazoa; Mollusca; Gastropoda; Lottiidae. The transcript is spliced from 21 exons.